CGACUCGCCGUAGUUUUUUGACAGCUGGAUGAAGUAAAUAUGGCCGAAGAAAGUCUGAUUGAAGGCGAAGAUGAAAACAUUUUGUACGACUUGCUUGUCAUAACUGAAUGGCCGCCUGAAACGGACACUCAGCUGCGUGGCAACAAGGAGCACAACACCUCACUUAUUGCAAAGGCGGUGACAGGGCCAUUCCGCCUUAUCUUACACUACCUAUGGUACAGCCCGUCCAGCUCUUCUCUUCCUCUUGGCCUUGUCCACUUGGCAAACAAGCAGAUCAACUGGCAGCUGGUGCUCGCAAGCAAUGGCAAACUGCUGGCAGUGGUUCAGGACCAGUGUGUGGAGAUUAGAUCCGUGAGAGAUGACUUCGGCUCAGUCAUCGGAAAGUGCCAGGUGCCAAAGGAUCCAAACCCCCAAUGGCGAAAGGUAGCAUGGAGCCAUGACUGCACCCUGCUGGCAUUCGCUGACAGCACCGGCACCACACGUCUCUUUGACCUCAUAGGCAGUGAACUGUUUGUCAUCCCACCGGCGCUAAGUUUUCCCGGGGAUUUUAGCUGUGCAGUGGCCGGCCUGAUCUUCCUGGAGUGCACAGCCAGCGCUCAGUGGUCAGCUGAGCUGCUUGUUAUUUCAUAUGGCGGGGGUCUCAAGAGUUACCUCGUUAGUGUGGGGACCAAUCAGAACUUCCAGGAUAACCACAGCUUCAAUUUUUCCACUCACUACUCUCAUGGCAUCACCUCGGCUAUUUACCACCCUGGACACCGACUGCUGCUGGUGGGAGGCUGUGAGUCAGGGGAUGACAGCACAUCCAAGGCCUCAUGCUGCGGGAUUACAGCCUGGAGGACUCUGUCUGGCUCCCCUCACUACAAGCAGGUCACCAGCUACGAGGACGACGUCAACCCAAAUCAGAAGAGAGGCUAUCUCAGGAUGCCCAGCUUCAGAUUCUUCCCAAGACAAGGAAAUGAAAAGGACGGUGUGUUCCGCAUGAGUCUGAGCCCCGAUGGCACUCUGCUGGCGGUCAUCCACUUUUCCGGACGUCUGUCUCUCUGGGACGUCCCAUCAUUCAAGGAGAGGGCCGCAUGGAGCCAAGACCAACAGCCAGGAUUUGAGGAGAUCAACCCAGAGUGGAAGACAUCGCUGGAGAGGAGGAAGAAAAUAAAAGAUAAGGAGCAGUACUUCCCUCUUGUGGAUGUCAGCUGGUGGAGCGACAACGUGUUGAUUCUGGCUCGCUGCUCCGGCUCCGUCACCGUCUCCUCCGUCAGGACGCUGCGCAACCUGCUGGGGAAAUCCUGCGAGUGGUUCGAGCAGUCACCUCGUGUCACCGCAGCACACGAUGGGGGCUUCCUCAGCCUCGAGUGCGAGGUGAAGCUGGCUCAGAAGCGUGGGCGUCUGGAGAGCAACCUGAGCGGUGAAGAUGAGGAGGGUGAUGACGGCGGGGACUCUGACUCAGACGAGGAGUCCUCAGCCAAAGCCCGCUACUUUGGCUACAUCAAGCAGGGUCUGUACUAUGUGACAGAGAUGGAGCGGUUCGCCCCGCCGCGCAAACGCCCACGCACUGUAAUGAAGAACUACCGUCUGGUCAGCUUAAGGUCAACCACGCCAGAGGAGUUGAAGAGCCAGAAAAUUGACAAUGAAGAAUAUGGGGAGGCUCUGUCUCUUGCCCAAGCGUAUAAUUUGGAUUCAGACCUUGUCUACCAGAGACAGUGGAGGAAGAGUACUGUCAGCAUUGCCUCAAUACAAGAUUAUCUGAGCAAGAUCUGCAAGCGCUCAUGGGUGCUGCACGAAUGUGUGGAGCGUGUCCCAGAGAACGUUGAUGCAGCCAAGGAGCUGCUGAUGUACGGCCUGAAGGGGACCGACCUCGAGGCUCUCAUUGCCAUAGGAAACAGGGAAGAUGGGGGCAGGUUUAUCAUGCCGGGCGAUGUAGACCUUGACGACGUCCCUUACGAAGACAUGCUGUCAGACGAUGCAGAGCAGGAGAUGAAGAAAGAGAGAGACAGCAGGAAGAGAGGAGAGCUACUGGCCAAGGUCGACUUCAGCAGGCUGACCCUGGAGCAGAAGGAGCUGUGUCGGAGCCGAUUGAAACUUCUCUCCUACCUGGACCGACUAGCUACAUAUGAGGAGAUACUUGGCGGUCCUCAUGCUGCCGAGCAGAAAUACGACGCUGAGUUCUUCAAGAAGUUCCGCAGCCAGAAUAUUGUUUUGUCAGCAAGAAACUACGCCAGGGAGAGUAACGUGCAGGCUCUGGAUAUUCUCUUCACGUACCAUGGAGCAGAACUCCUCCAGCACCGGCUAGCUGUCCUCCACAACUUCCCAGAAACCACCUCUCCACACGAGUACACCAUCCUGCUGCCUGAAGCCUGUCUGGAUGACAGAGGUGAGCUGGUGUUGAUCCCAUGGGAUGAGCAGAGACACCGAGAGAUGGACUGGUGUGAAGCAGAGGAGUGCAGAGCGGUGCUGGACCAGAACUUGUUUGACAAUGACAGUUUCCUGUAUGAGGAGACUCCAGAGCGGCUGAGGUUCCGAGCAGCUGAGCCCCCCAUAGAGCUGCUGACUGACUGGUACCAAAUCAGAGCGAAGGACAUCGACGCCUGUUCCCGACAGGUGGACUGCGCCCUGUCUCUGGUGCGUCUUGGGAAGGAGCGGGAGAUCCCAGGGCUCGAGCUCUUGUGCGAUGACUUGGUCACCAUGGAAACGCUGGUGUAUGAGACAUCAUGUGAAUUGAGUCUGACGCUUAAAGAUUUUCAGCAACUAAGUGACAUCGACAAGCUCCGCCUGCUCAUGAAAAAUUCUAGCCCUGAGCGUUAUGUGAAAGAUGCCUUCCAGUGGAUGGUGCCAUUCCUGCAUCGAUGUGAGGGACAGAAGGAGGGUGCUGCGAAGUCUCUGCUCAGAGAGUACCUGGUCUGCCAGGCCCAGAGUGACCUCACCCUGCCCCUCAUCAUCUUCCAGCACUCCAAACCUGACUGCCAGCAGAAGAUCAUCGGGGACCCAGACCAGCUGAUGACGGUGGCCCUGGAGUGCAUCUAUGGCUGUGAGAGAGACAACCAGCUGAGCCUGUGUUACGACAUCCUGGAGUGUCUGCCGCAGAGAGGCUUCGGACCUGACACAGACAUCACCUCAUCCCUCCAUGAUCAAGUGGACAAACUUGAGAAGCAUCUCAGUGUGGUGGAGAUUUUGGAGAAGCACGGCCUUCAGAAACCCAUCUCCUAUGUGAAGAACAGCCAGAACAGUGAAGAGGAAGCCCACCAACUGAUGGUGAAACUGUGCCGCCACACAGGCCGCAAAAAUCCUCCAGUGAGUGAGACGGUGUGGAGAGGUCUCUUGCAGGAUCUGCUCGACAUGCAGCAGAACGUCUACACCUGUCUGAAAGCAGAGACAUGUCACCAGGUCUUUGUUGAGUCCCUACUGUGCUCGAGCCGUGUGGAGAACGUACGCCUGGCAGGGCAGCUCAUGCACUGCUCCAAGGAAAACCAGGAUGUUCCUGUCAGCUUGUCUUUCCGGGGAAAAGGUUGCGCCCUGAAGGUGGCCUACAACAGCAGCGCAGAGUUAGUGCUGGCUGCUGCCAGAGAGUACUUCAACUCAUCCACAACACUCACAGACCCCUGCAUGGGUCUGGCCAGGGCGUGUCUCCAACUGAUCACAGACUGUCCUCCAGCUGUCCAGGACGAGCUGGACCUUAUUAGCGCCCUUGGCCAACUGGCAGACUUCAGCGUCAACAUCCUGCCCCUGCAAGUGCGUCUGCGAUCAGACCGUCUGUCGCUCAUAGAGGAAUGCAUCGCCCAAAACUCCACGGCCUACAAGCAGUCCACGACUCUGCUGCAUCUGGCCUCACUCCUCAGAGUGGCAGGAGAUGACAAGGCCACACGGAAAGGCCAAGUGCUGACCCUGCUGGCCGAGCAAGCUCUCCAGUGUCUGGACUUCAAGGCCUCCUACAUCCACUGUCAGGACCUCAUGGCUGCAGGUUACAGUCCGGCGUGGGAGGUGUGCAGUCUGCUCGGUCAGUGUGAAGGCUACACAGGACUUGAGGCCCGGCAGGAGCUUUUAGCCUACUCUCUCACCCACUGUCCUCCUGACAAUAUCCAUGGCCUUCUGGCUGCCUCCAGUGACCUGCAGACUCAGGUGUUGUACCAGGCAGUUAACUAUCAAAUGGAGCCUGUUAUUACAGAGAGUGGGCGAGAGGCGGACGAGACGGACUCUGUGAAGGCUCACGCUUCCCCUGCAGGCUCCUCUGCAGGGACAGCGAGCGACCUCCUUCAUAGGACUACAGCUAAGACCAUGAAAGUAUUGACCACAACAGGACUUACCACAAAGGCUGUGCUGACCGCAGUCAGUGAUCAUCGCUGGUGGAAGGAAUCGCUGAAUUACCUCCGGCCGCUGCAGGGUCACCACGCGGGAGACAGUAGCUGGGACGGGGUGUGUGAGAACUCCAACCUGGAGCGUCAAGGCUGCAGCCCCUUUUAUCAGGAACUCAUUGAUGAUCCCUGCGUAGACCUGAGUCAAGAUGUGUAUUCCUCCUACAAAGACGUACCCCAGGAAAACUUUGCAGAGGUUUUGUUGAGGACGGGCAAACUGGCUGAGGCAAAAACCGAAGGAGAAACUCUGUUUCCUGCUACAGAGGUUUUGCUUCAGCUGGCCAAUGAUGCGUUUCCCAGGGACAUGAUGCUGGCUCUGUCCUACUUACUAGCCCUGCCUCAGGUGCUGGAUGCCAACAGGUGUUUUGAGAAACAGUGUCACUCUGCCUUGUCGCUCCAGCUGGCGGCGUACUACUACUCUGUGCAGAUCUACUCUCGCCUCCUGCCAUGCUUCAAGAACAAGCACCACACACUUUACCAGGCUGACCCGAAAGAGCUGAUUCGAUCGGUCACACAGCACGUGACUGCAUAUUCAGACUGGCCUGAGGAGCUGCAGAAGCUGAUCAGCCAGCUGCAAGUGUACAACGAGCGUCUGACAGACUUCACCCAGGCUCAGGUGUUACAAGGGCUGGGCCGUGGAGUGGACGUCCAGCGCUUCAGCUCUGACUCAGACUACAAAAAGGAGACCAUCCUCGGCCUUACAGAGACGCUGGAUGACGGUGUGUAUAAAAUCGCUCUGUCCCUGGCUCAGCGCUACAGUGUUCCUCUGUGGGAGGUCUACAUGACUCACCUGGAGUUCCUCUUCACAGACAGCGGUCUUUCCACCAAGGAUAUUGAGUCCCGGAGUGACUCUCUCAGCCUGUUCGACACCUUAAAGUGCAACCCUCAGGCCUUUUACAGCCACAUGACCAAGUACGUUCUUCCCACUGUGGAGGGCACUGACCAAGUACGCCUACUCUACUACUACACCUUACUGGAUGCAGCAGGCUGUGAACCUUACGUCACCACCAGCAUCAAGCCGGACUCCCAUGUCAAACUGCUCAAGAAGCUUAAAGCUGUUGCCAAUGGUUUGAACUACCGAAAGCUGACGGAUGAAUCGACAGAUCCUCUAGCGACUCUACAGCCAGUCCUGACCAGUCAGAACGUACUCUCCAUCUCCAAACUCGCUAACCGCCUGCCUGUACCUGGUGGAGGAGGGGCAACUGUUUCCCCCAGCGCAGUGCAUGCAGCAUGGCUGCAGAAGCUGUUCUGGAAAGGAGACCCCCAGCUGCUCAAAAGGCCCCCACAGGGCGACCCUGACUACCUCCACGCGUAUGACACCUGCGCUAAAUACCUGGACAGGUUGGCCCCUGCAGACGCUGUGCACUUGCUGGAUGGCAUCACGUUCUCACCUGAUGCAGCCGAACAUCUGAGCAUCCAGGCGAGGUCGGAGGUGAUAAAGCGAGCCACCAAAGCCCUGCGCCAGCUGGGCGAGAAGAGCAGGAAGAGAGGAUGCGAUGGCGGCGAGCAGGAAGGGUCCGACCCAGCAGGGAUAACUUUUGAUGAGGCUCUAGCACACCUGCAGCAAUCACAGGCCCACCUGGACACCCUGAGCCAUGACUUCAUUCUGUCACUCAAAGACAGCCUGCAGGGUUACAGUCAACUUUAUGAUUUAUCCCGAUCUGAGAAGUCAAAGGUACACGAGCUAGCAGUCACCAUGGCAACAGAUGGGCAGCCUCUGGACCGCAUUGGAGAGCUUCUUCAAGUGGCUGUUGGGCCUCUAGACUUGUCCGUCAAAACUGUGCUUCAAGUUGCAGUCGAGAGGGUGGUUGCAGCACUCAGUGGAGAUCCAGAAGCUCUGAAAAAUUACCCACAACCCCUCAGGGUCCUGGAGGCCAUGGUGACAGCUGUGCACAACAACGUCCAGACUGGCGACAGCUCCGUGACUUCAGACGACCUCCUGGCCUGGCUGCAUCAAUUCUGCGGCGACGCGUCACUGCCCGUGCGGCCUCGGAUCGACGUGCUGCAGAUUUUGGAGAGUAACUUCAGCCUCCACGACAGCGACGUUCGUCUCCUGCUGCUGUACAGAACUCAGGCCGUCCUCAAGGACAGAGAGCUUCAGAUAGAAGAUGUGGAGAACGAGGGGAAAAGGUACACCCUCUUCCAGGAGCUGCUGGAAGCUGCUCAAAAGUGGGAGGAUUUCCAGCAACUAAUGCUCCUUUUACAAGCAUGGCCACCCAUGAUGAAAGAGGAUGUGGCACAGUCGGAGCAUAACCCCUGGGUACUGCUGACCUCGGCUCUGCUGACCCGCUGCCAGGGGCCAGAGGUCAAAUUAGACCUGGGUCAGCAGGUUGUCAGCAUGGUGCGAUCCCUCUAUAACACCAAACACAAGCUUCCUGCACAGUGUAUCAGACAAAUAUCCAGCCUGCUGCUCCAGAACCAGCCGAGCCUCCAGCAGCCUGCACUCAAACUGAUGGCUGAGAGCAGUGAUGAGCACUUGCUGCAGCUGACUCUGGAUCAGAUCAACAGCAUGACCUCCGAAACGGCCUCCUCCUGCGACGAAGAACUCCUUUCACUGCUCCUGGACGCAGGGCUCCUGGUGGGCUGUGUCUCCUCCACCCUGUACCCCCUGCUCAGCUCCCACAUGCUGUCCCACCAGCAGGAGGGAGGCUGGGAUGUUGAAAAAGCCGCAGCCGAGCUCCUGGCGGCCGGCCACGGACCUAAGGCGGGCUCCCUGCUGCUGGCUCACCGCGGAACUCACCAGGCCCAGUACACCUUCAACUCCGCCUUGGCCGUGCUCAGGAAGUGGCUGUGAAGAAGAACGUGACAGGGAGGCAAUUUGGACCGUAGCCACUGUCUGCAGUGAUAAAGCAGAUUUAGGCAAGGAGAGUGGGAAGGCGUUGAGAGUGGAGUGGAAUUAGAUUGGACUGAGAUCUGAAGGAAUUAGCGUGAGUCAAGAGCAGAAAUAAUAUCAAGCUGUAACUCUGCAUUUUGUUCCGUAAUUGAGUUUCGGGUUCGUGAACGUCAACAGCAGCUGCAAUGUUUGCCUUGAAGUUAUAAGAGCGGAUACCUUUAAUUCUGAAACAUCUGCUCACUUUCUGACACACACACACACACACUAACCACACAAAUACAACCUCUGCCGUCAUGAAUAAAUAUUUCACCGAUCAGAAAAGGCUGCUUGUGUUUAUUUGUACGCCAUUGUGUGAUCAAGUAAUUGAGCAGUAGCUGGGAAGCAGUGGGUGUAUAUUAGCCUAUUGUUCCGUGACAGGUUUGCCUCUUUGACAUCCCACCGUUAAACUCCCUGCCUCUGCUCCAUUGUUUUCCCCCUAAUAAUGUCUAAUUAAUUCCUUCUAAACAAAUUAGCCCCGCAGCUGCCCCGCGCUUUGUUACUCUCUGUGUGUGUGUGUGGAUGCACAGAUACUGUAUGCAAGCUCCUAAACCCCGGUGAUAUAAUGCAGAGCUAAUUAUGAUGAGUACUAAACAUGUUUGCCUGUUUACACACAGUGAUGCUGUCAGCAUGUUUAUCCUCUUUAUGAAAUACGAGAUUUAUUCUGUGCUAACUUACAAUGAAAUAAAUAAAUAAAAACAACACA
Molecule: messenger RNA, 7918 nt
Organism: Notolabrus celidotus (New Zealand spotty)
Lineage: Eukaryota; Metazoa; Chordata; Actinopteri; Labriformes; Labridae
Gene: nbas
Product: NBAS subunit of NRZ tethering complex
Biological process (GO): retrograde vesicle-mediated transport, Golgi to endoplasmic reticulum
Cellular component (GO): endoplasmic reticulum membrane; Dsl1/NZR complex
Molecular function (GO): SNARE binding
Source: RefSeq, a predicted model, not a curated record